This is a messenger RNA of Perca flavescens (yellow perch), 3946 nucleotides long. It is a transcript of the gene znf385a, whose product is annotated as zinc finger protein 385A. The transcript has 7 exons. The record is from RefSeq and is a predicted model, not a curated record. Lineage: Eukaryota; Metazoa; Chordata; Actinopteri; Perciformes; Percidae. Gene Ontology annotation, molecular function: nucleic acid binding; zinc ion binding. Bases 319 to 1656 code for a protein of 445 amino acids. Gene Ontology annotation, cellular component: nucleus.
UGCACUACAGGGAAGCGUGAGGCAGAGAGAGAGAAAGCAGCUGAGAGGAGAGGAGAAGGAGGCUGAACAAAAGGAAGAGGCACUUGUUAGGUGAUGUGUCAGUGGAACAAAAGAAAGUAAGGCAGAGAUUUGAGAAAAUCCUUACAGCAGACACUUACAGUACCUCUCCUCUUGCAGCAUUUCAAAGAGAAGCAGAGAGUGCGCCCAAAGAGGGGAAACAAAGAAAACGUAGCUGGCAAUGCAUCACUCGGCACAAGUCCUUUUUUUUUUUUUUUAUUGACUUAUGUAUUCAGCAUUGACAACCGACCAGGGGGCUGAAUGAGUCAAGAAGGUGCACCACACAAUCUCAAUCUUGUACAUGCUGAGGCUCAAACACACACCUCAGCCAGCAGCACACACACAGGAGGAACAAUGCAGCUCCAAGCUUCUACAGACACAGAGGAGAAGAAGAUGGAUCCGGUGCAGAAGGCCGUGAUCAACCACACUUUUGGAGUUCCACUGAUCAAGACAAAGCGGCCAGUCAUCUCCUGUAACGUCUGCCAGAUCCGCUUCAACUCAGAGAGCCAGGCAGAAGCCCAUUACAAAGGAAACCGCCAUGCCAGGAGAAUCAAGGGCAUCGAGACCUCUAAGAGUCGCCCUCAGGAGGGGGAUAAGCAUCAUACUGUGCCCCCCACCUCCUCCCCGUCUCUGCCCGGAGUCCCUGGCACUGCCCCAGACAGCGAGCCCAGCAAAGCGGAUGAAACACGGCCUCUGUCACAGUUAAACAGUCCCCUGCUGGUCCCGGGGCCGCUGCUGGCCCCAGGGCCGCUACUGGGCCCGGGACCCCUUCUCCCUCUUACAACCCCGCCUACCCCACCCAUAGACUCCCCCAUCCCCUCGGUGUGCCCCCUUCUGCCCACCCACACUCCUCCCCUGAUCCCCCCUUCCUCAUCCUCCCCAGGCUGCGGCACUGGCAGCGCCAGCUCAGAGCAGCCCGGAUCUGGACCCCUGGUUUCAGGAGCUGCUGGCACCACGGCCUCCAGCCCGGCCAAUCCAGAGACAGAGGAGGACAAGGCCAAGAAGCUGCUAUACUGCUCACUGUGCAAGGUGGCUGUCAAUUCCUUGUCACAGCUGGAGGCCCACAACAAAGGUACCAAACACAAAACUAUCUUAGAGGCACGGAGUGGGCUGGGCCCCAUCAAGGCAUAUCCUCGCCUGGGCCCCAAGCCCAUUGGAGAGCAGGGAGGGGGGCCGGUGGACCCCAACACUCAGGAACGAACCUUCCACUGUGAGAUCUGCAAUGUGCGGGUCAACUCUGAACUGCAACUCAAACAGCAUAUAUCAAGUCGAAGGCACCGGGACGGCAUGGCGGGCAAGCCUAACCCCCUCCUCAGCCGACACAAGAAGCACAGGGGAGCUGAUCUGACGUCUUCUUUGACCUUCUCCAAGGAUCUCACCAAAGCUUUGGGUGCAGGGCUCUUGCCCAGCCCCUUGGCUGUUGCUGCAGCAAUGGCUGCUGCAGCUUCCUCAAACCAUCUGGCUCUCCGUGCAGCAGCUCCUGGGCACCACCCGCACCAUCACCUAUUACAAGGCCCGCCUCUUAGCCACGCCAUCCUGAGACCCGCCCCCGGGCCUAUCCGCACCACCCACGGGCAAAUCCUCUUCUCCCCUUACUGACACAUGACCCUCUGACUUUGGCCAGUCAGGAACAGCCACUCCAAAAGCACACUGUGAAGAUACAAACAUGAUCAACAAACAGCAAUUGAUAGGGGGGAAAUUCCAACCAUUUAAAUAUUGAACUGAGAGAAAAGCAAGGGAAAGGAGCAGCGGAGAGGAGUCAAAGUAUAUGUCUUUCUUCCCUUUACCUAAAACUCUCCCUCCAUUUCAAAGACUUCUGAAUGAUCUGCAGAUGGACUGAGCAGAGGAGAGCUUUUCAUUAUGCAUUGAACUCCCUUUGUACAUCUCUCACCUCCCCUGGUCCCUCUCCCUUGCACUGUGGCCCUGCCAUGGCCGCCUCGAUAGCUACAGAAGAAACACAUGCACACUGUACUAGGAAGAUUAAACCACAUGUAGUGUUACAUAAUUAUUCUGGGCCAGGUUGGUUUUCUCCUGUCAUCACGGCUCAACGUGUUCUACUCAUCCUAUGCACCUCAAAAACCAAGACAAUAAUGUUAUGUCAGUAGGGUAGCUGCUUCAAUCAGUCUUUGCUGUAUGCGCCACAUGUAGCUGUGGCGGCCUCCAUGGUACAGUACACGUCCCCUUCUGCGCUGAAGGCCAGCAACUCUUCAGUUUGUGACAAUAGGUCUUCGCUAUAUACAACAUGACUUAGGUUGACAGGGAGGUCGUAGCCAUCUGAACAUGUCUGAUGGUGGUGGUGGUGGUGGUGGGGAAGUAACUGUGGGGGAUUGCACUCCCCUUUCAUUUCCUGAGACUCUGAGGUGAGAGGAGGGCUGGCACAGGUCAGCGGAUUGACCCCAGGCAGCAUGCAGACACACACACAGGCCAAAACGAAUCUGUGUUUUAAAAUAGACUGCACCAACAAAAAGUUGCUACAGGGCACAUCUGCCAAAGUCUAUAUCAGUCAAAGAAGGGCCUCACUAAAGGGGAACGAGGAUGGGAGAAACAGCAGAAGUCACACAUUGGUACAUACUGUACUGCUGUAUUUGAUACAUGAUCCCUAUCUAUAGCUUAGAUUGUUUUUUUGAUGGCAAUAAUCUGUUCUUUAAAUUACAGUAUUGAGCAAUACUGAAGAGAGCAUAGUUCAUAUGUAUUGUGAGGUGAGAUUUCUUAAGCCAUCAAAAAGAAAGCUGUCAACAUCCUCACAUCGCCGUGGUCUUUAUUCGCAGGCUGAUUCACUGUGUAGGUGGGGAGGUAUGACUUAGGUGCGACCCUGUGUACUGAUGUAUUUAUGUUGUUUCUGCAUGCAGCCUGACAAUAAGAUCCUGCAGGGUCAGGCUUCUGCUUCUGCUUUUGGGUUGAACUCUUCCAUUGCUGCCCAAUCCUCCUCCUCACCUCCCCCAUCUCCAACGGUUCAUAUGAGUCUAUAGCAGAGGGCACAUCGACACUGGAAACCAUAAUGUUCAAAGGGAACAAAUUAAAAAGAGGAAGAUGAAAGCCAAAUACAUUCUUAGAGAAAUUAUCUUGAGCUGGAGUGACAACCAAGCAGGAACAAGACGACCAGCUCAAGGCAUCAACCGAUUCUUCCCGUCUUACAACUGAAAGCCAUGAAACGCACCAAAGACUGGUGAGCACUUAGUUUUGUUUGGUUUGGACUGUUGGUUAACAUUUAUAUCACACAUAGAAAUAGGAAACACAAUAAAAAUAUUUUUGUAGGUAGACAAUGUUAAAAACUGCAUCCAUGAAGUGAUAAGAAGAAGGGUGGAAUUGUUAGAUGGUGGAUUAUAUAAGGGUUGACUAAGACAGACUGACAUACAGUACAAGCAGACCUAUUGACUCAGUGGGGAGCCACAAAAGCUAAGCAAAGCAGACCUUUCUUGCUCGACAGCUUAAUCACCUUUUUCUGAACGAGAUGUACACUGUGCCCUUUCAUUGAGAAGCAAUGAGCUCUAAUGUCUUACCUUUGUCUGAAUAUUGCAAUGCAAUGAGCAAUUUUUAUCAGAGUGACUUGUUAUCAUUGUGACAUGUUGUCUGGAGUCAUGUGUAAACUGGGAGCACGCCAGCUGACAGACUUUUCUGUUCUUUCAUGAGGAGUAAAACCCUUCAAAGGGAUUGAGAGAGGGACAGAGAGAGCCAGAGGUGUAGCUGGGCUUAGGGACCGACCCUUCAUAUUAAAGGGCCUUUUUACUAUGGUAAUCUCUGUUUGGGAAACAGGGUACAAUGCCUGGUAUCAAGGGAUUAAAGCUAGAAUUGUUCAACAGGUUUAUUUCUUUGUUGGACUUACUGAGUUGAAUUGUUUUUUGUUUUUUCGUGUGUGUGAGAAAUGUAUUAAAGUAAAAAUCUUGAGGAA